AUGCUCGCUGCACGGUAUUGCUGUGCGUCGCCACCUCCCUACUCUGAGCGUGCGCACUUUAGUCAGUACAAGACGGGUGUUCCCCCUCCCCCCUUCUGCCCUCUGUUGCCUCUGCUGCUGCGGCCGACCUCCUUGGUCUUGAGUCGGUCGGUGCGGCGUCUGCCCCUAGCGGGAGACGCGCUCUGGCAGGGGCCAAGGGGGGCAGGGGGCACUGGAGGAGCGAGCGGGGCGGUGGAGGUGGAGGUGGAGGCGGCGGGGGGAGUGGGGGUGGCGGUGGGAGUGGAGGUGGGGGUGGAGGUGUCGGUGGCGGCAGUGGAGGCGGAGGCGGCGGCGGCUGGGUGGCGGUGGGAGCGGAGGUGGCGGGAGGUCGGUGGCGGUGGAGGAGGCGGUGAGGCGGCGGUUAGUAGCGGAGGCGGCGGAGGCGGCGGGAGGCGGCGGGGGUGGCGGUGGAGCUGGUCGCGGGUCUACGCAGAGGAGUGGCUCGGUGGUGGUCCGCGCCAGCCAGCAGCAGCGCGGUCGUGA
Closterium sp. NIES-65 is the source of this 522-nucleotide messenger RNA. Lineage: Eukaryota; Viridiplantae; Streptophyta; Zygnematophyceae; Desmidiales; Closteriaceae. The record is from the annotation of a GenBank genome assembly.